AUGCUGAGACGGAUACUGGUGGGACCCGUGGGCGGUUCUGGGAGGGCGGUGCUGAAGCCGUGGGGUUGCGACCGUGGGCUGCAGCGUUUUUUGUCGCGGUUCAACAGUAGAAGCAGUAGUAGUAGUAGUGGUGAGGGUGAGAGUGGUGCAGAUGACAUUGCCAGCGUGGGUGUCUCGCCGAGGUUGCUCAAGAUUGUGCCCGAUGUGUCCGACAUGACGCUACUGGAGAAGCAGGACGAACUGGUGAGGAGGAAACGGAAGUUGGCGAAGGAAGUUGUGCAGAUGACGAAACAUAAACCGGUAUCCCCUGGGCUCAGGUGGCUCAGACAUCCCAUAUACCCUCACUUGUACAAGGGCAGACCCAUCAGGGCACUUACAAUACCGAAAAAGAACCACGGUGGGAGGAACAACCAAGGUAGGAUCACCGUGAGACACAGGGGUGGUGGACACAAGAGGAGGCUCCGGACGGUGGACUUCAUGAGGAUGAAGUCUGGGUUGCAGAUCGUGCAGAGAAUCGAAUACGACCCGGGGAGAACAGCACAUAUCGCACUCUUGAAACAUCAGGAUACCGCAGAACUUUCGUACAUUGUCGCUUGUGAUGGGCUCAGGGCUGGAGACGUCAUAGAGUCCUUUAGAAGCGGGAUCCCGAAACGGCUGCUCGAGGAAAUGGGCGGGAAAGUGGACCCGGCGAUCCUUGCUGUGAGAACCGCACAGAAAGGAAACUGUCUGCCUAUAUCGAUGAUCCCCAUCGGGACCGUGGUACACAACGUGGGGGUCACCCCGGUUGGGCCAGCAAAAUUCUGCAGAGCUGCAGGGACGUACGCCCGGCUUCUCUCGAAACUGCCCUCGAAGAAGAGGGCAGUUAUCAGGCUGCAAAGUGGUGAACACAGGUACGUGUCGCUUGACGCGUGCGCUACAAUUGGCGUCGUGUCGAACAUCGAGCACCAACUUACCUCGCUGGGGAAAGCUGGGAGGGCCAGGUGGCUCGGCAGAAGACCCUCUGUUAGAGGUGUUGCCAUGAACAAAUGUGACCACCCUCACGGGGGUGGGCGUGGUAAGUCCAAGUCGAACAAACUGUCAAUGUCCCCCUGGGGGCAACUCGCAAAGGGAUACAAGACCAGAAGAGGCAAAAACCAGAACAGAAUGAAGGUCAAGGAUAGACCAAGAGGUAAGAAAAAUUGA
Huiozyma naganishii CBS 8797 is the source of this 1182-nucleotide messenger RNA. It is a transcript of the gene RML2, whose product is annotated as mitochondrial 54S ribosomal protein uL2m. Lineage: Eukaryota; Fungi; Ascomycota; Saccharomycetes; Saccharomycetales; Saccharomycetaceae. The coding region runs from base 1 to 1182 and encodes 393 amino acids. Gene Ontology annotation, molecular function: RNA binding; structural constituent of ribosome; transferase activity. The record is from RefSeq and is a predicted model, not a curated record. The transcript has a single exon. Gene Ontology annotation, cellular component: ribosome; large ribosomal subunit. Gene Ontology annotation, biological process: cytoplasmic translation.